ACCACUAAUUGUACUUGUGCAUAAAGAUGGUGGGAAGGAAAAAGUGUGGAGUUUAUUAUCGGAGACCUAGGAAGCAUCUAAUGGCUAGAAAUCCCAUCCAACUUAAAAGAAGAAAAUUGAAUUGUUAAUUGAGGGUGGAUUAGGAACUAAUCUUAAUCAUAAUCUUAGCAAUUAACAUAGUCAAGACUUAGGACAGAAAGAGAGAGAGUGAUAAGAAGGGGAAAAAGGGCAAGGGGUGGGUGUACUGCAAGUCAAUGCUCUGAAUAUUGAACUCUUUUUUGACGAUUUCUUUUUUUUGGGUUUUCUGCUUUGGCCCACACCGACUCUCUCUCCUUACAAUUUUAUUUCUUGAAAGGAAAUUCCACAAACCGCCAAUCCUUUCUCACCACUUGGGAGUUUGCUUAAUGGGCCAAUCCCCACUCUCAGUUCCUUAGCGAGUCCACUUUACUUUCCCACCACUUUUGCUUUUGCUCUGGAUAAGCUAACAUUUCGAGGCACGUCUCGCCCGUCGUCGAGGUUUUUUGUGAUUCGAAUUCAUAGUGUUUUGGUGUUUAAAGAUGACAGUAAUUGGUUCCGAUUUGAAAUAGUGAUUCAAUUUUGUAUAGUCGUGACGGAAGAAGCAUAAGAAAAUUUUGUGGAGACUAGCAAAAAUGGUGUUAAUUGUGAAUUGGGAAAGAGAAACAUUGAAUAUUUUACAUUAAUGUUUUAAACCAAUACUAUCUUAUCCAUUAGAAAUUUGUUAGAUUCUGUUUAUUUUCAUAAUACCAAUCACAUUACUUUUAAUAAAAUGCACAUAGACGACAAUUGUUCCGACAUUAUCGGUCAAAUAGGAAGCCCUUGUGUCCUAACAUUUCAAGCAAGUUACUAUGUUAUGAGUUCAGUAAAAAAAAUAAACACUCCAAACACUUCAUUUCAACUUUUUUCGAUAUGUAUACUCAUUUAAAUUUUACUUUUACAUCAUCCAAUCUAAUCGACCUGCUUAUUCAUCGGACAAAAAAAACAUGAAUUCUCUAAGUUAAAAAGUUUAACAUAUAAAUUUUAAAAAGAAACAAGGUGCCAUAAUUUCAAAAUCCAAUUAUUAGGAAAGAAGACGGCGUGCAGUAAUAUAUUUACCCACAUAAACAAAUUCAUAGUUAUCCAAACAGGAUUUUUAUUCCAUUUAAUAUCUUCCCAAAGCAAAAAGAAUUCAUUGGUAAGAUAAUAAAACUGGUCUUAAUCAUUUACUAAAUAAAAAAGUAAAAAAAUGAAAAAUAUUAAUUCAUAAUUAGUAUUUAUCCAACUUUGUUAAAUUAAUAGCUAAUUCAUAAAGUAAACCCCCACCAUCAGUCAAAAUUGUUUACCUCUGCUAGGCGCUAGCUGGCCUCUUUACUACACUUCCCAUUUACUGACUAACCCCCGUCCGUUACCGUUUUCUUUCCUUUCACUUUCCACCCUCCUCCGUUUCCCGUCCAGUUACGCGCGUGCUCACAUAGCGCGUGACGGUUGAGAAAAACAGAGUGACAGAGGAGAGAGAAAGUCUAAAGUCCCUACAUCAAAACAUUUCUUACCAAACCGUAGAAAGAGAAAGAGAAGACUCCAUUUCUUCUUCUUCUCCAUCUCCUCCCUCCGUUUCUUUGCUCUUCCUUCUCAUUAAUAAUCUCCUCUUCCCCUUCACCACUGUUUUCCUUUUCAUGAGAAACAAACAACAAACCCACCCAGAAAGAAAAGAAAUUCUGAUUUUGUUUUUUCAGAUUUGAGAAUCAGGGUGGAAGCAAAAAUGGAGAAAUCCUCGCCGAGAUUUCACCCAGACCACCGGAAUUACGCCCAGUCGCCGCACUCCCUCCUUCCUUCUCCAAACAGCAGCAGCAGCAGUAGCAACAGCAGCAGCAGCCCUUCCUCCAACGGCCUCCACCAGCACAGAGCUGGGCCGGGGGCGGCUGCCCAGCCGCCGCCGACUCCUCCUCCGCCGCCGCAGCAGAUGCCGUCUCCCCGGCCAAAUCCAAUAGCCAGAUCCGAAUCGGCUAACCCGUACCCGACGACCUUCGUCCAGGCCGACACCUCUUCUUUCAAGCAGGUCGUCCAAAUGCUGACGGGAUCUCCGAAAUCGGCCGCCGUGGCGGCCUCCGGUGGCCCAUCCCCGCCCAACCAACAACCCGACCACCACCACCACCACCACCAGGUGAAAUCCCAUUCCCACACCAUCCCGCCGAUCAAAUCGAUCCCCAAGAGGAACCAGCCCUCCGGGUUCAAGCUCUAUGAGCGGCGGAACUCCCUGAAGAAUCUGAAAAUCAACCCGCUCAACCCGUUCCUCGCCCCGCCCGGAACCGGAUUCUCGCCCCGGAAGCCCGAGAUCCUUUCCCCUAGCAUCCUCGACUUCCCGGCGCUCGUGCUCAGCCCCGUCACCCCCUUGAUACCCGACCCGUUCGACCGAUCCGGACUCGCCGGGAACUGCUACGCCAGCCCGAUGAGCGCCGCGAAUCACCACCACCACCACCAUCACUAUAAUCACAACAGCAACGGCGGAGCGAAUAAUUCGGGGGGUGCCAGCGUGAUGGAGGCCGACUCGGAGGAGAAGGCGAUUAAGGAGAAGGGAUUCUACUUGCACCCGUCACCGGCGACGACGCCGAGGGAGGCGGAGCCGCCGCGGCUGCUGCCGCUUUUCCCGGUGACGUCGCCCCGAGUCUCUUCUUCUACAGGUUCGGCUACCCUGGAAUAAUCAAAGGGGGCCAAAAAAAUAUAUAUAUUUAAAUAUUCAGAAUUUUUGCGCUUUUCUUUUUGGGAAUUUUAAUUUUUCUCCAUUGCCCUCUCCCCCCUCCCGUUCUUGAGCUCUGUAAGAUUUUUAAAAAGUAUAUGUUUGGUUGGGGACGAUGAUGAUGAUGAUGAAUUCUAGCAGGAAAUGAGAAAUGAGAGGAUCUUUGCUUACAAUUGUAUAAUUUUUGGGUAUCGCUUCGUUAUUUUCCCUUCUCUUAGUUCAUUUUCCCGUCACUUCUCCUACUCCUAGUGCUACAUACUGUUUGGUGAGGCAGCGAAGAAUAGUCAAAAUGUUGACUCUAGAAAUCGAAUUUCAGAAUUUUCGUGUUAUUUAUUUAUUUUUAUCAUUUGGGUGGUAAAAUUUGGUGGGGGUGGUGAAAUUAAUUUUUACCAUAAUAAGUUUGCAUUGCAUGGGAGGAAUCAGUGACUCUGUGGGGUUAAUGACAAUAAAUGUGAAGUUUCUGCAAAGGACUGAAACGGGAAACGAGUUCCAUUACUCUUGGGAGCGAUGGAUAGUAGUAAAUUUGGGACAAUUUAAUAGGACCCAACUCAUGGUAGAUUAACAGUUUGGAGUUGGCAGUAAAAAAGUGAAAAACUAUCACUCUCUUUUAGCUAGAUUUUGCUGUAGAAAGUGUUGGUCCAAGAGUUCACUCAUCUUAAAGUUUUAGACUUGGGAUCAAAAUUCACCUCUUUUUUUUUUUUAUCGAGACCCCGAUGUGUAGUGUUCUCUCGUUAAGUUAUGAAUGUUUGAUAAACUCAUAAAAGUUGGUGAUUUGAUCUCAUAAUUUGUUCUAAUAUGCUAGCUAUUGUCGAGGUCGAUUUUGAUUUCUGUCAUCUAUCAUUCGACCAAAAACAAUUUAUGAAAAAAAAAUGGUAACCUUUUAAUUGCUUUAUCGUACUACUUGAAUCAAUGAAUUUACCGAGUAUUCAUGGGAUCCUGAGGUGAGGAAUAAUGAAAUGGAAAGCUAGCUGUCAAAAACCAGAAAAGAAAGCAAAGGUGAGGUUGAAUAGAGUAUAAGAGAGAGAGAUGAAUUGGAUAGGUGGGAAAUGGGCAAGGAAUCUAGCUUGACCUUGUUGCUGUCUGUUGUGUGUUUUCUUCUUUUUCUUCUUCUUCUUCUCUUGUGUUUGAGUGGACCAAGGAAGAUGCCCAUGGAAGAAGGGCAGCAAAACAAUUUUCCUGCAAAUUCUGUUUAAAAAUUGUUAAUUUAAGUACCAAUUAGAAUAUUUUACUUCUAUUGUAUGGUUUCCUUUCCCACUACAUUUUGAUAAUGAUAUUUAUUGAGGGUGGGGGUGGGAGGAGGACUUAAGACAGACACAAAUGUUGUUUUGGUCUUCAGCCUGAUGAUGAUGAUGGAGUUUGAUGUUGGACUUUUUGGUGCUUACCCUCUUCUUAUUUCAUCAUAUUUUCUAUUUAUAUUCAUUUUUAGGCUCUUCUUAGACAAGUUUCGUUUUACCAUUGAAUGAGUUAGUCAUAUAUGCAUGAUAUGCUCUCGAUUGUUCGAUCUACUAUUGAACUACUGAAUUGUGAUCGGAUAUACUAGUGUGUCGUAAUUUUUUUUUGUUCUGUCACGUUUCAAGGGUAUCACAACACAUCGGUGAUAAAUUAUUACCUUACAA
Messenger RNA from Linum trigynum, 4347 nucleotides. The record is from the annotation of a GenBank genome assembly. Lineage: Eukaryota; Viridiplantae; Streptophyta; Magnoliopsida; Malpighiales; Linaceae.